Molecule: messenger RNA, 543 nt
Organism: Mollisia scopiformis
Lineage: Eukaryota; Fungi; Ascomycota; Leotiomycetes; Helotiales; Mollisiaceae
Exons: 1
Coding region: 1-543 (180 amino acids)
Source: RefSeq, a predicted model, not a curated record
AUGGAUACUUCCACACUGACAGCCGUUGCGCUUGGCAUUGCUUUCCAAAUUUACGUCUCACCUAUACCAGAAGUUUCUAGCAUCAAAGUACUGGUUACAUAUUCCUGCUGCAACCUUCUGCUAGCUGUCUAUCUACUCACUUCAGGGCUUGUUUCAGAUACCAUAGUCCGCGUUACGACUCUAAACAUCACAUUUCUGACCACUGCCUGCCUACUGACCCUCGUCCGACGCGCUUUCUUCUCACCGUUGGCUAAUUUCCCGGGACCUCCGCAUUAUGCUUUGACAAACCUCUUCAAAGCAAAUCUUUAUCGCAUGGGCAAAAACGCAUAUACUAUUCUUGACCACCACAUCAAGUAUGACAGCGACGUAAUUCGCAUCGGACCCAAUGAACUGAGCAUCAGAAAUGUUGAGGCAAUUGAGCGACUUUACAAGGGGAAGUAUCCCAGAGGAACAUUCUAUGGCGCAGCUCGAGUCGAUGGUGCGACAAAUCUAAAUACGGAGGGAGAUUACGAACUCCAGACGCCCUGGAGGCGAAUUUGGUGA